UAGGUAGGAGCAUCACAGGUGUCUCAAACAGCAUCCUGUUUAGAACUUUCAGACCUCUUAUUAACCCAGUAUAUUCACUGUUUACAUGUUCUUUCUCUGAAGUCCUGAGCAUGGCUGUAUCUUUCAAUUUUAAGCCGGGCUAGAAAUCUAUUUUAAUCGUUUCAGAGACUAACUUGCCUAUAGUACAGAUGCAAAAGCAAGAUUUUUAAAAAUUGAGGUAUCCUACAUGUUAAAGAGCCAUACCAAAUUGCACGGACAUUACACAUCACUGUCACAUUCCCACUGUCCAAAUUCCUUGGCUUCUCAUCUAAUUUCAUAUAAAAUAAAAAUGUAAGAUCUUGAGAGCAGGGACUAGCUUGCAUAUAGACAGGAGGAAGUUAAACCAGCUGCACUCCCAUUUUGUAAACUCUAAAUUUGGCUGAGACCCCCCUGACACAGAGCUCUGACCCCACAGAGCUGCCAUGACCAUGUGGGGCACCAUCAUGUCCUCGAGCAGGACUGCGGAGCCGGCGCUGCAGAUCCUCCUCCAUGUGCUGAGCGCCUGGCCAGUGGACAGCGUGUACACCUCCGAUGGGGACAGCACAGGAGUCUUUGCCCUGGCUGCAACCAUGACACUGUGGAGGGUCUUCAAUCUGACCUGGUGCCCCCCUGUAGUGCUGGAGUAUUUCCCCAGUCUCUUUCUGCGUCUGCUCUUCCAAGCUUACAUCAGCACGCUGGAUAUUUCAGAAGAGGUUGAUACCUUCUGGAAGGCGCUCUGGCAACUCUUUGACAAUGACAACAGCCUUGUGCAGCUGCUCUCCGUUCGCCUCUUCCAAGAGCUGAUGAAGCUGGUGGUGGCCAAGGGAAAAAAGCCCCUGAAGAAGCGUGUGAGCAAGAGCCUGCUCCCACUCUUCUUCAACUGCCAUGAUGAGAACCAGCGUGUGGCACAGGCCUCUCGGGAAACGCUGCUUUCUGCAGUCAAGUUCCUGAAGAGAAGGGAUCUUCAGCACCUGGUGAAGACGGAUCAGAUGUGGAGCUUUGCCGAGUGCUUGCUGGCAGAGGACAGGAGCCGAGCGGCCGAGCACCUGCGCCUGGCGCUGCCCUACCUGCAGAGCCCGCAGGAGCCCCUGCGAGAGGCGGCCGUCAGGUUCAUCGGGCUCGCCGGGCGCUACCUGAGAGGGAAGCAGCAAGAGUUCUGGAUCAUCUGCAGGGCCCUUCAGGACAUGAUGGAUGACAUCAGCCCUGCCAUCUCAUGCCUGGCACUUCAAACUCUGUACAUCAAUUUAGCUGUACAGAGCAUUCCCUCCUCCCGCCCCCGGGAUAUGCACGAUCAACUCCGCCGGCUCUGGAGGUCAUGGCCUUUCCUGCGUCGCUGUGGCUGGCUGUCCUGCUGCAGCGCUGUGGAGAACUGAUCCGCGAGGCUGCGUCUGCUGGGGCCACCCGAGCCUGCGGGGAACAACUCCCCUCUGCAAGCGCUUCCUUUCACCCCGCUGUAGGAUUAAUAAAUGGCUGUUGUCAUA
Messenger RNA from Vidua chalybeata, 1499 nucleotides. RefSeq lists its product as uncharacterized. The coding region runs from base 462 to 1391 and encodes 309 amino acids. The transcript has 7 exons. The record is from RefSeq and is a predicted model, not a curated record. NCBI's taxonomy places the organism in Eukaryota, Metazoa, Chordata, Aves, Passeriformes, Viduidae. Gene Ontology annotation, cellular component: cytoplasm.